Molecule: messenger RNA, 388 nt
Organism: Lasiosphaeria miniovina
Lineage: Eukaryota; Fungi; Ascomycota; Sordariomycetes; Sordariales; Lasiosphaeriaceae
Exons: 1
Coding region: 96-284 (62 amino acids)
Source: RefSeq, a predicted model, not a curated record
UAUCGCGAUGAUCGGAGGAGAGAGCGGAGGAGUCGGAGUCGGAGUCGGUACUGACGGGGAAAUAUUUGCUGAAUAAUUAAUAUAAUUUUGAAGGUAUGGAGGCAUCUGAGACCAGUGCCAUGGGAGGAGAGGGAAGAAUUCACAGACGAGGACGUUUCAUGAUGAAAAUACGACAGUCAUGUUUUGAACAAGCGGGCAUUCACGAGCAGCGUUUCUUCACAUUUUACAGUGUAAGUAAUUAUAUGGAAAUAAGAUAUUCAUUAUCACGUGUGGUGAAUUUUUAGGUUUCGUGGUCUGUACAUAUUCCAUGAAUUCGACCACGACAACUGUCGUGGCAAUAUCGACGUGUACCUAAUUACGGGGACCAAUUAAUCCCGGGUUGCUCUGG